AGCAGCGCAACGACAUGUACCGAUCCUACAGUCGGUAAACAGUUAUAGAAUCCCGCUUCAUAGUGCAUCCAAUCGAAUUCAUUAGGACUUUAGACUUUUAGCUACGUCCAGUGAUUACGAGAUUGUCGCCAGUACUAUAUUAAGGAUAAUUGAUCGGCUGUAUUUGCAAAGAUCAGUCACUCACAGUUUCUUAGUCGAACGAAAAUGGCACGCGUACUCGUUGGAGUGAAAAGAGUAAUCGAUUAUGCAGUAAAGAUUCGCGUGAAACCUGAUAAGACCGGAGUCGUCAUGGAUGGUAUUAAACAUUCGAUGAAUCCUUUCGAUGAGAUCGCCAUAGAGGAAGCUGUUAGACUAAAAGAAAAAAAGAUUGCCCAGGAAGUGAUAGCGGUUAGUUGCGGACCAACACAGUCGCAAGAUACAAUCAGGACUGCACUCGCUAUGGGUGCGGACCGUGGGAUUCAUAUAGAAGUAUCGGGUUCCGAUUAUCAGACACUGCAGCCUAUUCAUGUCUCCAAACUUCUGGCAAAGUUGGCUAAGGAAGAAAAAGUGGAUUUGGUGAUACUUGGUAAACAAGCUAUAGAUGACGAUAAUAAUCAAACCGCGCAAAUGACCGCAGGUGUUUUGGACUGGCCAUCUGGAACAUUUUGCAGUAAGAUUGAACACAAUAAUGGUGAAUUAACUGUCACACGUGAAAUUGACGGGGGAUUAGAAGUUAUUAAAAUGAAAACUCCUGCGGUCUUGAGUGCUGAUCUCCGCUUGAAUGAGCCACGUUACGCGACUCUACCGAAUAUUAUGAAAGCUAAGAAGAAACCUAUCAGGAAACUCACUCCAAAGGAUCUUGGGAUUGAUAUAACAUCAAGAAUUGAAAUACUCUCGGUAGUAGACCCGCCAGUUAGGCAAGCUGGUGCUAUAUUACCGGAUGUUGAUACUUUGAUUGCUAAAUUAAAGGAAGGUGGCCACGUUUAGCUAUAAAAAAAAAGUGCAGUUGUUCUUAUCUCUUGUUAUAUAUAUUUUACAACUUUUUAUAUAUAUAUAUAUAUAUAUAUAGCAUAUUUUUGUACAUUUUCAGAAAUUGUACACAAUAUAUGUUUUAAUAAAUUUGUACCGUGUAUGAAGAA
Messenger RNA from Dinoponera quadriceps, 1118 nucleotides. RefSeq names its product electron transfer flavoprotein subunit beta (gene Etfb). Gene Ontology annotation, molecular function: electron transfer activity. Bases 205 to 966 code for a protein of 253 amino acids. The transcript has 3 exons. NCBI's taxonomy places the organism in Eukaryota, Metazoa, Arthropoda, Insecta, Hymenoptera, Formicidae. The record is from RefSeq and is a predicted model, not a curated record. Gene Ontology annotation, cellular component: cytosol.